Molecule: messenger RNA, 693 nt
Organism: Tachyglossus aculeatus (Australian echidna)
Lineage: Eukaryota; Metazoa; Chordata; Mammalia; Monotremata; Tachyglossidae
Product: olfactory receptor 14K1-like
Exons: 4
Coding region: 1-693 (230 amino acids)
Biological process (GO): G protein-coupled receptor signaling pathway
Cellular component (GO): membrane
Molecular function (GO): olfactory receptor activity
Source: RefSeq, a predicted model, not a curated record
AUGGCGCAGCCAGCUGGAGAGCAGAGAGGGCUAGGGAGGAUUCUGACAGCUCUCACCCCUCGCCCAGAUCUUCCUGUCACCGCCACCCUUGUCCAGGACCGAGAAGAUGGACUGGUCCAGGCCGCGCUAAUCCUCUUUGUCUACCUAGCGGCCUUGAUGGAGAAUCUCCUCAUCGUCGUCGUCACGACCCUCGGCCGGCACCUCCACACCCCCAUAUACUUCCUCAGUCACCUAGAUGUUCAUCCUCACGACGAUGACCUGUACAGCGCGAUCUGCCAUCCGCUAUGCUAUGAGGUCUUCUGCGACAUCCCUUCCCUGCUAACGUUCUCCUGCUCCGAGAACCACGUCAUCAUCCAUGUGAGCGUUGCUAUUGGUUCCUGUUUGGGCUUUGUGUGCUUGGUCUCCAUUAUUGUGUCAUAUGCCUCCAUCUUCUCCACCGUGCUGAGGAUCCCAUCUGCUGGUAGUUGGUCGAAAGCCUUCUCUGCCUGCCUGCCUCACCUCCUGGUGGUCACCGUGUUUCUCACGAUGUCCAACUUCUAUCACCUCAAGCCGCCAUCAGACACCUCCCCGACCCUGCACCUGCUGGUGUCCGUGUUUCACACCGUGGUGCCCCGCGCCUUGAACCCUCUCAUUUGCAGCCUGAGGAACCGGGAUGUGAAGGCCGCCCUGGAGAAAUUACUAGGGGAGCAAUGA